AUGAUAGUGGAGGACGACGCCUUCACAUCUGUGAGCUGGAACGAUGCCGGAGACACCGUGGUCAUCAAAGAAGAUCUUUUCCAGAGGGAGGUUCUUCGCCGGAGGGGUGCUGACCAAAUCUUCGAAACUGACAGCUUGAAGAGUUUCAUCCGCCUGUUGAACCUCCACGGAUUCAGCAAAAUACGCCCCAGAGGCCCCUCGGUUUACCGUUCAGGGAAAAAUAGGAUAAUGAUCUAUCGUAAUUCCAACUUCCAGAGGGAUAAACCUCAGCUCAUCGAUAACAUCAAGAGAAAGGGCCACCUGAUGAUCACCGCUUUGCCAGGAACCAGCUCAACUCCAAAGAAAAAGAAGGAAGUGGCGGCCCCUACAAGACGCUCUCUACGAAUCCAACUCAAGCAACGCAGCAAAGGCGGCAAUGCAAGGGCCCAGAAGACAGACCCAAAUGUUCAGGGAUCCAGUGGCACCCGGUCAUUCACAUUGCCUAGUUAUGUGUCUUUUGACAAUAGGGCUAGACGUGCCAGGGAAGAACCUUACUCUAGUGAGCCAGCUGGCCCUAGUGGGGAGGGCACAUCCAGGAAUGUCAGGCUUGCGCCCACGGCUACUGCCACAAGGGAUGGCGCAGGGGAAGAGCCCACAGGGCCCCCAGACUUCAAUUCGGUGAUGUCUCUGUACAACACCUGUUACUCCAUGCUGAUGGCUGCCCUUUCAGCCACGGCCCCAACUGAUGCACCUGAGGGGCAGGCAGAGGAGGAGGAGCAGGUAGAGGAGGAGAACUCCUCAGAUUACAAGUGUGCACUCUGUGAGCAGUUCAAGGACAAAACAGGUCCCUAA
Messenger RNA from Pteropus alecto (black flying fox), 831 nucleotides. It is a transcript of the gene HSFX3, whose product is annotated as heat shock transcription factor family, X-linked member 3. Gene Ontology annotation, biological process: regulation of DNA-templated transcription. Gene Ontology annotation, molecular function: sequence-specific DNA binding; DNA-binding transcription factor activity. The transcript has 2 exons. The coding region runs from base 1 to 831 and encodes 276 amino acids. Lineage: Eukaryota; Metazoa; Chordata; Mammalia; Chiroptera; Pteropodidae. The record is from RefSeq and is a predicted model, not a curated record.